AUGAUUGAGGGCGUUCUGCUGCUCUUGUUGGCCAUUAUAAACAAUGUGGAGGCGCAUGGAGUAAGAACAGUUUGAUUUUUUGACGAAUUUUCGACAAAAAUAUUAUCCGUCUUACUGUAAUUUCAAUUUAAAAAUUUUUAGCCCGCACCCAAUGGAGUGUUGGGAGAACCGCAAAUUUUCUGCGGCCCUGAGGGCAUUCACGUCCUGGUUCGUACACAAGGCCCGUUCCGAGGUCGAUUAUUCGUCGCUGAAGAGGCCGAUCGGCCCGAAUGCAUUCAUUCUUACGUCGAUUCGGAGAGCCCCGGCAAUUCCGCCGAAUUCCACUUGAAAUUUGGCGCUUGCAACAUGAGAAGGCAGAGAACGGUAGGAAAUUCAAAUUUUUGAUUAUUUUUCUUGAGUUCUGAAGAUGAAAAAAGAUUUUUUUGCCGUUUUUGGCAACGAUGACUAAAAAAAUUUCAAAAGAAUCUAAUUUUUAGUUGAGCCCUCGAGGAGUCUCAUUUAGUUUCGUCUUGGUCACGUCGUUCCAUUCAACGUUCUUAACCGGUGCUGAUAGGGCGUUCAAUGUCCGCUGCUUCUUUGUGGAGGCCAUCAAAGGUGUGGAGUCGCAGUUGGAAGUGAAGUAAGCGAUAAAAUUGCUCGCAGUUCUAAAACAACUCAAAAAUUUUCAAAGUGACUUUCAAAGGGUCGACGACGGUAGGGGGCAACACAAAAUUGAUAGGUACGGUGCGUAGGGCAGGUAGAUUCCCAAGAAAGCUUGUAGGAAGUGCACACGAGGCCUGGCACAGCCGCUGAUGGCCGGCAGACGCUCGGCGAAGGCUCGGCGGAGACUUGCAAUAUGUCCACUUUCAAGGCUCAGUUUUUCUUCAAAUUUUGAACGCAAAAUCUUCAUAAGUCAUGUAUCAAUUCCUGAAAAUUUUCUCCCGCAAUUUGAAGAAAGAGCCUCGCUAUUCAACUAUUUUUUCCGGACAAAAGAUCAUAGAAAAUGAGGAGAGCGGUCAGAGAAAAAAGAUUCCGUUACAAGUUCUUGAGUUCUCUCUUAAGCAAAGCAAUUUUUAUACAAAAUGUAUCGACAAAAAACUUCUUGUUUAGUCUGAAAAUUCAAAAAAUCAUGACUGAUUUUCUCCACACACUAACAACAUAAAAAUUUUUUAGUCAACUAGUCACCGAAGUGGUCCAACAAGAGUUCACUCUGCCCCAAUGCAACUACCAUCUUCGGCAAUCGAGCAGCGAUCGGUCGGCGCUUCGUUUCGCGAGCGUUGGGGAUUCUGUAACGCAUGUGUGGGAGUGCGACUCCUCCGCCGCUUGGCUCUACGGCCUUCUGAUUCACAGUUGCUAUGUGGAUGAUGGAAGAGGAAAUAAGUUCGAAUUGGUCGAUCAGAGGGGGUAAAAAAUAAGAAACUAUAUGGCUGGCACCUUGCAGGACAUUUUUUAACCCAAAGUGUUGACCAAUUUCAGGUGCGCAACCGACAAAGUUCUUCUCGGCGACAUUGUCUACGAGGCCAAUGGCGUAAAUGCGUUUGUAAAUUCGCAUGUGUUCAAAUACGCCGACCGAGUUCAGCUCUUCUUCACAUGCACCGUGCAGCUCUGCUUCAAAGAGGAUGGAGGUUGUGAGGGGAUUACGGUAAGAAAUCGGUCAUUUUAUACGAUGAAACAUGCAUGAAAAUGUUUCAUUGUAUAAAAUGUCUUUUUUGGUAUUGAUAUUUGUCAUAGGAAGUUGAUAAAACUUUUUAGUCAUUGUGUAUUGUAAAACUAGAAAUUGACGACAUUUUAUACGAUGAAACAUGCAUGAACAUGUUUCAUCGUAUAAAAUGUCCCUUUCGUCGUGAAAGAGGUUUAAUGGAAUUUUAAAGCUUUGAGAACUCUAAUUCCAGCCGCCAAACUGUGGAGGGCCAUCGCGCCCCAAAUCUCCGGAGAAAAAGUUUGUUAAUCACGCAUCUGCCGAAUCAUCCGAACGUCCCGAGGUCGACCGGACCGCCGCCUUCAAGAGCGUUCAAGAACGUCAACGGGCCGCGCAGGCGCUCUUCAAGUCGAUCCCACGAAGAGUUUUUGUUCCCCCUCCGCCACCAAAAUUGACCCCGAGACUGAAGGAUGACCCUGAUACUAGCGUCUUCGAGUAGGUUCAAAAAAGUUCGCCCCAGACGCCUUUAGCUGGCUUAUAACCGGACGAAAUACGCUGGAAAUUGAUUUUCAGGAAACUGAUCAAAGAUGCGGCUGCUGUGGAAUUGAAUGAGACCAUGUUCGAGCUGAAUGAGACCAUUGCCAAAGGCGGGCGGAGCAGAUCAAGCAGAGAUGCCUUGAACUUUAUGGAAACGGAUCUAAGCGCGGAAUUAAUGGUCAUGCCUCUCGAUGAGAUCGAUGGAGCUGGUAUAUCUUUCGCCGUUUUUGCUUUAGGAAAAUUUUCGUUUGAAACGGUGACAUUUUAUAUGAUGAAACAUGAAUGAACAUGUUUCAUCAUAUAAAUGGCAUUCUUACAUUGCCACUCGCCAUCAAAUGUUGGUAAACUUUUUUAGUCAUCGUAAUUGUAAAUCCCGAAAAAGGAGACAUUUUAUACGAUGAAACAUGUGUCAGCAUGUUUCAUCGUAUAAAAUGGCAGCUUUUGCAAUGACAUUUAUUAAAAGAAGUUGGUCCAAAGUUUUAGUCAUAGUGAAUUGUAAAACUUCAAAAAGCGAACAUCUUAUACGAUGAAACAUGCGAAAACAUGUUUCAUCGUAUAAAAUGCCCCUUUCUUCCUAAAAUCCGGUUUACGCAAAACUGAUCAAUUUUCAGGCAAAGACAAGCCUCGGGAUGUAAUCUCAACCCUCCCGUACAUCAGCCGCGCCAACAACGGGGUCUGCAUUAGCCGAGUGGGAGUCUUCUCAAUUGUCACGUUUUUGGUCGUGAUCCUCUUCGGAACAGCUGUCGGCUCCAUCUACUUGUACAACCGCAAAAAGAAUUCCGAGCUAAUUUCGCGAACAAGAAAGAUUUAUCUAACAGAGUAA
This is a messenger RNA of Bursaphelenchus xylophilus (pine wood nematode), 2978 nucleotides long. NCBI's taxonomy places the organism in Eukaryota, Metazoa, Nematoda, Chromadorea, Rhabditida, Aphelenchoididae. The record is from the annotation of a GenBank genome assembly.